CCGAAUUCAGGACGUCUUCUUUUUUUUGGGGGUUCUUUUUCUUGUUUUAGAUACAUAUUUGGAUCGGCUUUGUUAUCUUCUCUUCUUUAUUUUUUUAUAUCUUGUUUUAUUAUACUCUUUACCCACUCCGGCAGAUCACGAAAAAGGUUUACCGGGCUUCGAUAAUAACUAUACCGACAAUUCUUCAUACGACCUAUCUACACGACCGAGUUCAACUAGCAAUCUGGAAUUGGAUAUAUUUGAACUGGAAUUGGGCAUGGGUCAAUUGUUACCUCGAAAUUGAUGCGUUUAUUGGGAGGAAACACAAACGAAAUUACGAAUAUUUAACGAAGUGCGACUCAACGAAUUGACGGACUAUUCAAACACAAACCGACUAUAGAGGCGAGAGGCAGAAACUGAAGUGAAGUGAAACAAUCAAUCGAAUUAUAAGGAAGAAGCAGGGGAGAAACGCUGAGCCAGGAAUUGGUCAAUCCGCAUGUCUCAACCACCCGGACGAGGAUCAGAUAGAAAUCAUCGCAAAGAGAACAACGAUAUGGCUCUUACUUAUACCGGUGGAUAUCCUGCGCCUGGCAGUCAGACUCUUCCGUCUUUUCGUGAACUCCUACCAGAACAUCUUCAUAAAGAAAUAGAUCAAGCGGCAUACUAUUCCUCGCAAUCUCAGUCCACAGAUCGCCAUCGUACACCAGAUCCUUCUUCUUACAACAAAUCAAUAUCUCCACUUCCAUACCCGCAUUCAUCAUCAACAACAGGAUCCAGCGGACGAGGUAGACCAAAUCAGCUAUUACCUCCUUUAAGAAAUCUACAAUCUUCGAGCCGUCACCACCGUGGCCGUCCGAUGAGCUCCUACGAUGAUGCAUCCAGCCGAUCUGGAUCAAGCUCAGGAAGGGGAUAUAUUUCAUCGCGAGGAAGCACGGAAGAUGACCGGAGAUAUCGAUCAGCCUCUGGUACAGCCAUGUACGAUAAUCAGAACGCAUACGAUCCAGCCCGCUAUGCCGCUCAACAGCCAUACAUGGGAUCCUCGUAUCCGAGCAGUAACCACUCUGGACAGAGUGCUGAUUAUGAUUACCCUUCACCUAUGAGCGGACACAGUCAUACGCUACCCGCUUCGUCGACGAGUUUCGGUGCAAUGGGUGGCGGCGGUGGUGGUGCCAAUGAUCUACUCGACUCGCGCGGUAAAAGGAGAAGAGGCAACCUGCCGAAAAACGUUACGGAUGUUUUGCGUGCGUGGUUUCAUGAACAUUUGGAUCAUCCAUACCCCACAGAGGAGGAUAAACAGAGAUUUAUGAAUGAAACGAAUUUGACUAUGAGUCAGAUCAGUAACUGGUUCAUCAAUGCCCGAAGACGACAAUUACCUGCACUUCGGAAUCAGCUUCGAAACAGCGAUGGAGAGCAUCUCUCACGAGGACAUUCGCCGAUGAGUGAUGUCGAAGCAUCAAUGUCACCACCUCAUUCGAGGCAUUGAUGAGGAUGGUCCUCUAUACAUACAACGGAGUCUUUCAAUGGGAAGGUUCCAGCUAUCACAAAAUUACACGAUAUUACAUAUUUAAUACUUCUAACUAGCCCACACGACGAGCGGGCUGCUGGUUUCUUUUCUCUACCUGUCUAUCAAAUUAUAUCGUCUUCCUAAACGUCCCCUGCACCUAUAUGCUAUGCUCUAUUUGCGUGGAUCCGGCGCAUUGCUUUUCUCUGCUUGCUUUUCAAGGUUGUCUGUUGAGGUCUGAUCGAGAUGAUACCCUGUCCAUUUCUGUCCUGCAUUUCGUAUUGAUGUCAUACCUGUUGCAAACUUCAGAAUAAUAGCCAUACA
Molecule: messenger RNA, 1804 nt
Organism: Talaromyces stipitatus ATCC 10500
Lineage: Eukaryota; Fungi; Ascomycota; Eurotiomycetes; Eurotiales; Trichocomaceae
Product: homeobox transcription factor, putative
Exons: 3
Coding region: 476-1462 (328 amino acids)
Biological process (GO): regulation of transcription by RNA polymerase II
Molecular function (GO): RNA polymerase II cis-regulatory region sequence-specific DNA binding; DNA-binding transcription factor activity, RNA polymerase II-specific
Source: RefSeq, a predicted model, not a curated record